UCGGGCGCGUCCCUACUGGAAGGGUGAGAUACCAGCGCAUGAGGCUCUUCGGCUCUCCACAUCCAGGAGCGUUCGUCACUUUGUGGGUGGUGGCCUGUUUUAAAUUACCGUAAGCGGAUGACGUCUGCGUCUUAGUCGUGCGCCCGCGCGCGUGUGUAUAUACGAUGCUCAGAACAGCGUCAAUUGCGUAUCCUGUAUUUUAAAACGAAAUCGCUGCAGCGGAGCGAUCGUUCAGUUUCUGCGUAAAGGGGGACCAGCUCGGCAGCAUCGAUCUGCCAUCCGUCAUCGCGUGCACAUCUGGCGUCAAGACGACAGCCGACGUCCUCUCGCCUAUUGAACGCCGGGAAGAAAUCCGCGCCCCUUUGUUGCACGUCUCUCCUUGCCUUCUCGUAAAAGACACAGCCGCACAGUCAGGGAGGCUUAAAUAAAUUCAUCCUGCCACUGGUCUUUGUUUUUGGUCGAUGGGAUUCGAGCCUUUGUCCGUUUUUUUUUUGCGGGGGGUCUGUUGCUCGACGGACGUGGAACAAUAGCCACUGCCAUCGGGCAGCACGCUGCACACUCACCGAAGGAGCGCCCUGCCUGGACACUGUAACACGUCGCUUGGCCAAGAGGGCACACAUCGGCGUGAGGACACACAUCGGCGUGAGGACACACAUCGGCGUGAGGACACACAUCGGCGUGAGGACACACAUCGGCGUGAGGACACACAUCGGCGUGAGGACACACAUCGACGUCCACCGUCCUCUGCCCGCGUGCUUUUCUGCUCGGCCAUGGCGGCACUGUCCGUAGCUGCGUGGGUGGUGCUGGCGACGGCGGCGACGCUCGUGAUGUCACACGGGUUCAGCGACAUCGAGGUUCACCCAUCGGCGCAGCACCAGCAGCAGGAAUCUCGGGGGGUGGAGCGCUUCCUCAAGCCGGGCCUGGGCGCCUCGGUGCUGCUGCUGGAGCACGAGCGUGGAGCUCUGUUCGUGGGGGCGCGUGGAGCCGUGCUGCGCCUCACGGCCGCCAACGUCAGCUUGAAUCCUAGCCUCGUGAUCCCUUGGGAGGCGAACGAUGCCUCCAAGCAAGACUGCAGGAGUAAAGGCAGGACGGAGGACGAGUGCCACAACCACGUGCGGGCGCUGCACCUCAACGGCUCGCGCCUGCUGGCCUGCGGCACCGGCGCCUUCAGCCCUUUGUGCGCGCACUUUGACCCGGAGAGCGGCCACGCGUUCGGCAUGGAGAGCGGUAAAGACAAGUGUCCGUACGACCCGGCGCAGGCGUUCUCCUCCGUGCUCGUGGACGAGGACCUCUACUCGGCGACCAUGAGAGAUUUCCUGGGGAGGAACCCAGGCAUCUGCCGCAGCUCAGCUUCGCAAACCCUCGUCCGCACGGAGGACUCAGCCAAGUUCCUCAGGAAUCCCACCUUCGUGGCCUCGGAGGUGGUGGAGCCCGGCGAGGGAGGGGGCGGCCGCCACGUGUACUUCUUCUUCACCGAGACGGCCAUGGAGUACGACUACAUCUUCCAGCCACGGGUGGCGCGCGUCGCUCGCGUCUGCACGGGGGACAGUGGCGGGCAGCGCGUGCUGCAGAAGAGGUGGACCUCCUUCGUCAAGCUGCGGCUGGAGUGCUCGGUGGCCGAGCUGCAGCUGCCGUUCAGCAUCCUGCGCGACGUGUCCACCCUGCGUCCCGCGCACUCCGGCGGGCACGGGGACGCCAGCGACGGCGACACGCGCUUCUACGCCCUGCUCUCCUCGCAGUGGGGAGCCCUCCCGUACUCGGCCGUCUGCGAGUACACGCUGAGCGAUGUGGAGGAGGCCUUCGCUCGGCCGCCUAAAAGAUCGUUCACCAUCGGGCCGGCAGGCUCCACCAGAACCGUCGCUCUGAGCCCCGGCACGUGCAUCACUCCCAAACUGAGGGCUCUCGGUAUCGAGUCGUCCCAGGACCUCCCGGACGACUACCUGGCGUGGAUGCAGGACCACCCGAGGCUGCAGGAGACGCUGCGGCCUCGCGAAGGCCUCCCGCUGCUGCUGAGCCGCAGCCACGCGUACACGAGGGUGGCGACCGCCACGGCAACCGCGCUGGACAACCGCACGCACCUGGUGCUCUACCUGGGCACCAGAAACGGGUCGUUACACAAGGCGGUGCGUGUGGACGGGAAGACUCACAUCGUCUCACAGACCCAGCUCUUCGCUCACAACGAAUCCAUCCUCAGCAUCGUCGUGUCAGCCAGCACGGGCAUGCUGUACGUGGCGGCCUCCUCAGGCGUGGCCCAGCUGUCUCUGCACGGCUGUGCCAUGCACGGGGGCUGUGAGCGCUGCCUCCUGGCCCGAGACCCCUUCUGCGCCUGGGACACAUCGCGAUCCCUCUGCACGGCCGUGCGAGCAGGGGACUCCACACGAGAGCUGCUUCAGAAUCUCACGAUGAUGGAAAGCGACGUCGGUCUCAAGUGUGGCAGGAGAGGAGUGCCGAAGACCGGCCGGAGCAUGGUGGCCGCAGGCGGAAGCGGCGAUGUCGCGAACGCCGCCGACGUAGACGGCGGCCGCCGGCGGCCGCUGUCGGAGCGGCCCGCGCCGGGCGCGCUUCUCGUCGCGCUGGGCGCGCUGGUGGCAGCGUCGCUGUGCGUGCCGGCGCUGACCGCGUGCUGGUGCUGCCUGCGCCCGGGCGGCAUGGCGCGCCGCCUGGGCAAGGGCGUGAGCCACGAGCCGCUGGACCAGCAGCCGCGCGGCAAGGGCGCGGCGACCAACGGCCACGCCGGCGUCAUCGCCGCCGCCGCCGCCGCCGCCGCCGGUGGCGACUCCUCCUCGUCCUGCUACGACCGCGACGCGAACGGCGCCACCGUCGCGGAGAGCUCCAACGGCGUGACGCGAGUCGCUCCGCUGGCGGGGGAGGAGGAGCUCCUCUAGACAUCGGCGUCGCUCUGGCGCAGAUUUUGAGGUUUUUUUUAAAUUUAGAUCUCCGAAGGGUUUUUUUUUUCUUUCAAAAUUCCCCCCCUCUUAGGAGCGUUGCAGACCUUCUUCGCGGACGGGUGACAACGCCAGUGAAUUGCACCGCCGAGCCCGUCGCAGCGUUGAAGGUAAAAGUGCGGCCCUGCGAUUUGAUGUCUCACGUCGCCCCCCCCGUCCACCCCCCCCAUCCCCCCGACUGGUGGAAGUGCCUCCUCACACUCUUUGAGAAAGCUCUGAGAAGGCGCCUCCAGAGGCCCCUUCGCCUGCUCUUCCACACUGGCCCAACGUCUCGUGUAGGAGGGGGCGGGAGUAGACACACUUCACCCCACCGCACGCGGCCUGCCGGGCGACUCACUGCCGCGUGCCCAUUCAGACCGCCGAGUGGACAGAGACGGUGGCGGAGAGCGGGCAGGGAGGAGGGGUCGGGUUCAUGAAGUUGCCUCGUUGUUUCAACUGGCGCGCCGUGAGAUGGAGCCGAACUGGGGACCUGUGGAUGCCGAGUGCGGUGACCUGAGCGUGACACCGAAGCAGCAGCAGCAGCAGCAGCAGUAGCGCAGCAUGGAAGGGUCUGCACGACAUUGGACUGCGGCUCGAGGCACCGCGAAUGGAGGGAAGAUGUGUGGAUUAUAACAACUUGGGAGGAAAGUGCUCAGGGAAAGUGUUAGAUUUGUUUUUCACCACCAAUCAGCCGGUGUGGUUGACCCGAUGCCUUCACUUUCAAGAAAAUUAUUCGGGUAUCCUGAAAAUGUGCGUGCGCAUCACUGUGCCCCCCCCAAAACCCAAUGACUUGAACAUCCGUCGAGGACGGAUAACGAAGGGGAUCCCCCACGUGACAUCGACGACGAUGACGACGAGGAUUUUCAUCACAAGUUCCAACAUGAUCCGUCCCUCUUAGCGCACCGCACGAUGCUCCCCUGCCCUCCACAUGCCGGCAUCGAUGCCGGCCACUUUGCGAUCCAUCGCCAAGUCCAAAUCUAUCGGACACGCGUUCUGUACCAGCAGGCAGCACAUUCCGCACCAGGGCCCCGCGUCCUGCAGCGCUUCCUACUGCCCCGACAUCAAGUCAAAACUUAAGAACUUCGCUUGUCACCGAUGUCGGUGCAUCUUCAAGGCUACGUUGCUCGCCGAACCUGCAGCGCGGCGCAGACGAGCAAGCACCCCUUGGCGAGCCCCGUGCGGGAAGGCACCGGCGUCUGGUCGCCGUGCAGCUGACGGUUCCUUGAGCUGGGCCGCAUGGGCGUUGGGGACAUGGGCUCCGUGUACGGAAGCCUCCCGUGGCACCAGAUCGAGUGGUGCGCGCGUCUUGAGAGUCGUGCAGCAGCAGCCGCCGCCCCUCCCUUCGGCCUGGUGGCUCCUGCUGCGGCACCCUUUGGUCUGUCCGGAGCUGUCUCCAUUUCUCUCCUGCCAUCUCCUUCUGGACGCUGCUUGCUUACUGCCUUUUUCUACAGCUGUCACCUGCUGUCACACGCUGUCCACUCUUAUCUGCUGCGCCCUGCUUUUCCCGCCAUAUCCUUUUGCCAUUUGCUGUUCCGUCCUCGUCCUGCUGCACCCCUGCCAUCCCGUCAUUGGCUGCGUGGCUGUACCAUGCUGCACCCUGCCAUCCCUUGCUGUCUCCAACUCUCUCUUGCUGUCCUUCUCUAUAACCUGCACUAAUCCCUGCAGUCCCUGGCUCCCUGGUGCUGCACUGAUGUUCGUCCCUUGCUGUUCCCUCUUGGGCCCCAUGUAAACAGGGUAUUCCUGGCCACCCAGUACGUCGCUGUAUCAUCUGUCAUCGAUGCUUUUGUCUGAUAUUCUUGAGCCGGGGUGUAUGUUUGCGCCACUUGGCGGGGGGUGGGGUAUUUAUCUCGCGACAUGUCACGUAAUGUAUUUCGUUGUUCGUCUCAUUGUAUUUAUUUAUAAUUCCUUCCAAGUGUUUGAUUUCGGUGCCUUAGUUUGGGCUUCCCCCCACUAUCUCCGAGCCCCAUUUUUGGGACCACCUCUCCGCACAUUCGCCGCCGGUCGGCGGGGGUCGCCGUUGCGAAGUGACCGCCCGGCGGUCGAAGCUGAUCGCCGGCCCUCCCCGCGCCUCCGCCACGCGUCCCCCGGACACCGCGCGGCGAGAGACCAAACAAAAACACUUUGGGUAGCGGCGAAGUCGCCGAAUGAUUCGGUCGCGGCCGGCGGCGCGCCACCGCACACUCGCGACCUCGCAGACGUCUGCGAGCGCUCACGCGGGCCUGCGGAGUAUUUAUUGUGAACCUCGAAUGUGAACGAUGCUGCCACCCGUAACCGCGACGCUCCCGCGUAGGUUUUCUCGCUCGCUCCCGACGAGCUUCUCCGGCGCGUGGCGACGUUUUGCCGCGCGCGCCAGGAGCACCUUCAGGAGAGAUUCAGUUCGGGAUUUAAUUCCCGAGGAAGCUCCCGGCACGCGGAGCGAUACGCCGGGCUUUAGGCCGAAGCGUACGGGCGGUUACGAGCCGAACAACACAUCGGAGAGCUCCGCAGCCGCUGCGUGACAGAAGCCUCCCAAUCGUCUCUGCACGAGUUGCAGAUCCGCGCCGGCGAUGUGCAGAUGCUGCCGCCUCGAGCCCUUCGCCGUGGCUUUCCCCGACGUUUAGAAACGCGACCGCCGGGCGUCCUCCUCCAUCGCGCGGGGGAGGAAUCGGCUGGGCGGCUGAGUCACUCGCAGAGAUUCACCUCGCGCCGGUGUCCUUUCGCUUAACCCGGGAGGCGAUCGCACGCCUUGGCGGGGUCAGGGGUCAAGGCAGCCCACAGGCGCGCUCUUGGCUAAGCGCCGGAGCGUCGUUCCGCACCAAGCCGGCGACGUUUCGCUCCGCCGGCUUUGUUGACGAGCCCCAAAAUUCUUCUUUGUCUCUUGCAACUGAGCUCCGUGAGAGAAAUAGUUGCGAGGCGUCAUUUGAAAUGGGUUUUCGACUCGACUGGCUACACAAUUCCAACGACGUCACGGCACCGCUAAUGAAUUAUAUCUCUGUGACAGCGGGCAGUGCAGUUUAGUCAUAAUAACACUUCCCACACAGAUAAUUCUGGGGGGGGGAGGGGGGGGAUUUUAAAGCUCUGACGUCACGCCUGGCCUUGGGGGAGUGGGCACAAUCAUCAAGGCCAACUCGGUCACACGGAUGAGAGGAGGCGCCAGAUAUUUGUGAACAUGGGGAAACUUCGUAUCUGUUUACACAACUUUUACACACGCGUCAUACGGCAUGUGAAUAUAAUGAGCUACACACGAGUCGCUGAUGCACAGCACGUCGGAAGUCGCGGCACACUAUUAUGAAUCGCGAGUUAUGUUUUUGGGGCUGCGGCCACGUAAUCAGCCCAAUUAUUUGUGGUGUAACCUUCAAGCGCUGGACACAGUCAAAACAAAUGAAAAAAUGUCGCGCUGCGUACAAAGCGUCUGAACCACCGGAGCUCUCACUGCCGAAUGUAGCAGCGAUGAAAUGUGCGACGUUUAGCCUGGAACUGCGUCAAGCCAUCCUCGGGUCAGAUCCCAGCGAGUGAGAGUCACUGCGCCACCUGUCCUGGCUUCUUAAUUAACUGUUCAUGACCUCACGGGAAUAACCCCGAUUUCAACUGGAUAUUAACCAUUACAAAUGAAUUUAAUCUAAUUUCAUCAUAAUUUACCCAGACUGACGAUUAACAUUAUACGCGUUGCUCAUUGUAACCACUCGCGAAUAUACUGUACUCGUAAGCCUGUGGCAGAGGUUAGCAAUAUUGGUCGGAGUCAAUUUGUGAAGGAGGCGAGCAUACACGCGGGAGCACACACAUUAGAGUGCAACCAGGGAUUUGGCGGCGUCGCCCCCUUGCUGUUCACCACGCCACCUCGCCCGUUGUUUGCGCACGGCGGUCACCCCCCCCCCCCCCCCGCACGAGCACUGCCCAGCCUCGAGCCCUGCUCAGCUUCCGAGAUCCGAUGGGGCCGCGCCGCAUUCCCGGGCGAUUGGGUCACCCGGUAGGGGUCGGCACUCUGUGGCUAGGGAGCCGCGUGCGUCUCCUUGCGGACCGCUUCGUGACGCCGUGCGACGAACGCGACGAACGCGCGCGCGCAUCGCGGCUCUUGGGAUAUUGAGUGGUGCAUCGAAUUCGAAGGAAAAAAAAGAUGUCUCUGCUUGUUAUGUUGGUUGUCGAGCCCCACCGGUCUUAGGUCACAUGGGGACCCGAGUUUGAGGUGGGGGGGGGAAGAAUUUCACGCCUGAACAGGGGUGCAAAAUGGUACGAAAAGUCGGGAAUUGGCAUCGGCUUCGCGUGUCCGUCUGUUGUGUUGGGCCACGUUUCACGGUUGGCCACGUACGGUGCGAAAGAAGUUCACCAUACAUACAACAUACAUACAUACAUGCAACGUACACAACACGUUCAUUGGUUGCAUUUCCUGGCCUGUGCACCGAGCUCGCAAGAUGUCGGUGCGGAGUGACCCCCACUCGUCAAAUUCCACUGCAUGAUAAAGAAAUGAAAACGUGUCACCGUGUCUCUGCAUGCUUGCCCACCGUGUGUAACGCAAGUCAGGCCGCAUCCCCCGAUGUCAUGCCGCUCAUUCGAUGAUGUACAGACUCGAUGGGCGUUGUGUUGGUCGACCGCAAGCUACACGGACGUUUGCGGUGCACUAUUUAGUCUGCCCACUCCGACUGCAGAGGACAUCGUGAAAGCCGGACUUGUUUUUCGUAUAUAUAUAAAAAACGUUAUCGUUCAGCGUCAUGGAUAAAUUUGCUGCCUUUUUGUUCUCAAAUCAAACGGCCGCGAGCACCACGGAAGGAGAAGCCCGUUACGCGCGAGCGCUCGCUCGUGGGUGCGUAUCGCAGUGUCCUCGUGGCUCAGACACGGAAUGGAAGUGGGGUUGGUGUGGUUUUUGUGUGCGGUUGUGCCGGUGGUGGUGGUGGUGGUGUUGCCGGUUGUGCGCUGUCGUAUGUGGUUGUGAAAGUAGGUCCCCUGGUUAUUGUUGCUGUUGUUCAUCUGCAUUAAACAUUCACGACGUUUGGA
Molecule: messenger RNA, 7892 nt
Organism: Petromyzon marinus (sea lamprey)
Lineage: Eukaryota; Metazoa; Chordata; Hyperoartia; Petromyzontiformes; Petromyzontidae
Source: RefSeq, a predicted model, not a curated record